UUGCCAAUCCCACAUCCAAGUCGGAUCGGAUUUUGAACUGCAGUUUGUCGUCAUCUUUUUAUCCACUGUUUUCUUGGCCGUAAAUAGCGCUGGAAGAUUGUAAACAAUUUUUAAAAUGCGUCCAAUAACCCCAGCAGGCAAGUUUUUGGACACCGAUCGAUGAUUUAGCAACAAAACCCGCACCUGCAAGCGGCGUCUUAUCUCUGAUUUUACACCAAUCUCUUUCCGGUCGGCAGAAAAGAAUGACUGACCUUGGUGGACUACCGUGAGACUUACGAGGACCGCUCCACGAUGCCAUGGUGGCUGAACCUGCGACAUACCCUGCGGAGCGCCCAGUUCUGGUGGACAGCCAUCAAAACUUCGGUGCUCAUCCUUGUCUACUAUGGCCUCUCCAUCGGCCUCACAUUUUACCAGAGGCAAUUCACUCAGGAUUUCCACUAUCCACUGACAAUUGUCCUGUGCCACUUGUUGAUCAAAUUCAUAUUGGCGUGGCUUUGUCGUAUUAUUUAUGAAGCUGCAACGUCAAGAGAAAGACCACUAGUCGAAUGGAAGAGCUACGCUUCUCAGGUGCUGCCUGCAGGAGCCGCCAGUGCUCUCGACAUCGGCUUGUCCAAUUGGGGCCUCGAGUUGGUCACAGUUUCUUUAUACACAAUGACGAAGUCAACAUCAGUUAUUUUCAUCCUAGGUUUUGCACUAUUGUUUAAACUUGAAAAGAAGUCAUGGUCCCUGUUGUUGAUUGUAACAAUGAUCUCUAUCGGCCUGAUAAUGUUCACAUACAAAUCAACACAAUUUCAAGCAGUUGGCUUUCUGCUUGUUUUGAGUGCAUCGUUCAUAAGUGGUCUUCGCUGGACGUUGGCUCAGAUGAUGAUGCACCGCAGCAAAUUGGGUCUCGGCAAUCCCAUUGACAUGAUCUACCACAUGCAGCCUUGGAUGGCUGUGACCCUGAUUCCAUUUGUGGUUCUCAUCGAAGGGGUUUCACUUGCGAGCACUUACCAAGCAUUCCGUUUUGACCAAUGGUCCGAGCUGGCACACACCGUUUUUGGCAUUCUGCUAGGUGCCUCUAUAGCAUUCCUCAUGGAGAUAUCAGAGUUCCUCCUCAUCAUGGUUACGUCCAGUCUCACCCUCUCAAUUGCAGGAAUUUUCAAAGAGGCCUGCACAUUUAUCUUAGCUGUGAAAUACAACGGUGACAAAAUGUCCCCCUUCAACGCAAUUGGCCUGGUCAUCUGCCUGUGCGGAAUUCUAGUCCACGUGUUGAACAAAGCGAUCACGCCAGCGAAGCCUGAAAAAGAGGACGAAGAAGAACUGUUCUCGACUGAUGUGCGCAUGCCGUUGCUAGACAUGGGCAGGGGUGUCUUGUUGGUGGAAGAUGCUAUUGGUCAGGAAGACCUAAUGACCACUGACGAUGAUGAGGACGUUUUGUUCAAUAUUGUUAAUAGACGAGAGCUCAGUUGAUAGUUGAUAUACAUGAACAAUUUAAUUUAUCUAUCGUUUCACGAGCUGAAAAUUUAAUUCUAAUCCAUGACUGAAAACAAAUGAAGCGUUGAAACACUUGCCGCUGGUGCCUUAGGCAUUUAAUGUAAUUUAAUUUAAUCUCGACCAAGGAUGUGCAGUGCAAUCAUUUCUCAUUCCAAAAGAAAGUUGAUUUAUUUGUUUAUUAUGAAAGGGUGAAAAUUUAUUUUGUUUUUCUAAAAAUGUAAGAACAGUAUUUAUCUUGUUUGUAAAAGCACAUUUUGAAAUAAAAAUGCCAGAAUAUUGAAUGGG
Messenger RNA from Neocloeon triangulifer, 1761 nucleotides. RefSeq names its product solute carrier family 35 member C2. The coding region runs from base 292 to 1452 and encodes 386 amino acids. Gene Ontology annotation, molecular function: antiporter activity. NCBI's taxonomy places the organism in Eukaryota, Metazoa, Arthropoda, Insecta, Ephemeroptera, Baetidae. Gene Ontology annotation, biological process: UDP-glucose transmembrane transport. Gene Ontology annotation, cellular component: cis-Golgi network; endoplasmic reticulum-Golgi intermediate compartment; Golgi apparatus. The transcript has 7 exons. The record is from RefSeq and is a predicted model, not a curated record.